GAACAUCUCUGCCUUUCCUGGUUGUCAUGGAAACAGUCUAAUCAGCAAUCAGACAGCAGCUUCUUGUGAAAUUUAAUGUGAGUUUCAGUUCCACCUCGUCCUGUACGCUGAUAUACACAGAGAGACAGACGGGUAGAGAGAGAGACAGACGGGUAGAGAGACAGGGAGACGGUCUACCUGGACGUUAUGGAUCACCUGUUGAUGCUGCUGUUGCUGUGGAGCUCAGGACUCCAGGCUAAAGGAAAACACACAUUAAAAGAAACUUUCAGGUUGGUGGGAGGAGCCAGUCGCUGUGCAGGAACACUGGAGAUGAAACAUGAAGGAGACUGGAGACCAGUAGAUGACGAGGACAUGAUACCAAGAAGUCAGUCUUACAGGAUGUUGAACAAAGCAGUUGUUGCCUGUAGAGAUCUGGACUGUGGCUCUGCUGUUUCUGUCACACAGAGAGAAGAGUCCUCAAAGAGACCUGUGUGGUGGAUCUACUCUCACUGUGUUCAGUCUAGAUCUAUUCAGGAAAAUUGUGUAAUAUCCGACUCCUCUUCUUUCACCCUGGAUGUCACCUGCUCAGACUUUGUCAGGCUGGUGAAUGGGAUCAGUCGGUGUUCAGGUAGACUGGAGGUGAGGUCUAACCAGUCGUGGUCCUCAGUUUGUGAAGAGGACCUUGACCAGCAGGAUGCAGAGGUGGUCUGUAGGGAGCUUGGCUGUGGGGCUCCUUCAGUCCUCCAGGGGGCGCUCUAUGGAGAAGUGGAGGAUCCAAUGUGGACCAAAGAGUUCCAGUGUGGAGGCCAUGAGUCUGCUCUCCUGGACUGUAGAAGUUCAGAGAGAAUCACCUGCUCACCUGGCAGAGCUGUUGGACUCACCUGCUCAGAACCUGUCAGGUUGGUGGGAGGAGCCAGUCGCUGUGCAGGAACACUGGAGAUGAAACCUCAAGGAGACUGGAGACCAGUAGAUGACUUUUACUGGAGACCAGUAGAUGGUUCUGACUGGACCCUGAAGGAAGCAGCUGUUGCCUGUAGAGAUCUGGACUGUGGUUCUGCUGUUAAUAUGAGACGGAGAGUAGAGUCCUCAAAGAGAUCUGUCUGGAGGAUCUACUCUCACUGUGUUCAGUCUGGAUCUGCUCUGAGAGAGUGUUUAACAUCACGUUCCUCUUCCUCCACCCUGAAGCUCACCUGCUCAGACCUGCUGCUUCAGCCAAUCAUCUCUGUGUCCUCCUCCAUGUACGGGGUCUCCGAGGCCCAGCAGCAGGGGGCUCAGGUGCUCAGAGGCUCCACCUUCACCAUUUCCUGCUCCAUCCAGCCACAGUACCCAGGAGGCUCCUUCCAGCUCAACUUCACCUCCUCCAACUCAUCACACCACUACACCCAGCCAGCUGUCAAUCACUCUGCCCACUUCUUGUUUCCUGCUGCAGAGCCCGCCCACCAAGGAAGCUACAGCUGUGUUUAUCACGUCUAUGUUUUUUCUCAUAACUUCUCCUCUGAGAGCCGUCUGCUCUCUUUCACUGUCCCAGAUCCAACACCUCUCAUCAUCAGAGCUGUGGUGCUGCCGCUGACUCUGCUGCUGCUGAACAGCGCCCUCUACUGCUACUGCAAGGCCACCAGGGGGCAGAAGCUGGGCAGACGGGAGGACAUGGAGCUGGACUCUUAUGACCUGGGUGUUCCUGCAGCUGCAGACGAAGGAGCUCGUGGAGCAGAGUAGCUCCUCCAAGGAGCUCCAUCCAUCCAGGAGGAUUCAUAGCACACGACCUGCAGCAGCUCCCUUUAAUACGCAUGUUCCCUUUAAACAAGAAGGACCAUUACAUCACGUCCUCACAGCCUCAAGGUCUCUUCAGACCUUCUGACUUCCUGUCUGAGGCUCUCAGCUCCAAGCCCAUUGGUUCUUGCUGAAGACGAGAGCCUUGAAGACCUCGUGGCCUACUUCAGGAUUUCUUGUUUUUCAUAUCAUAGGGAUUUUAAUUAUUUUAUCUGAAUUUUUCUUGUUCUCGUACUUUAUGAAGUGACCACAUUUUUAAACUAUGGGAUUUUAUCUUUUUUAAAUGUGUAUAAUUUAGGCUAAGAAUGUUGUUUUUAAGGAUUUUGCUUAUUUUCAUUAUUCAGAAGUUGGGAUAUUUCAUAAAAAUGCUGUCAUUAAAAUGUUUGCUUAUUUCAUAAAAAUA
Molecule: messenger RNA, 2152 nt
Organism: Cyclopterus lumpus (lumpfish)
Lineage: Eukaryota; Metazoa; Chordata; Actinopteri; Perciformes; Cyclopteridae
Product: scavenger receptor cysteine-rich type 1 protein M130-like
Exons: 8
Coding region: 187-1695 (502 amino acids)
Cellular component (GO): membrane
Source: RefSeq, a predicted model, not a curated record